CGAACAGAUACAAUCGUGUUUUACUCCGUUUUUCUUCUUCGAUACCUCUCUCGUCAAUUAUCCUAAGAGUUUCAGUAUUUCAUUUUUGCGUGAAAAUGUAUGAGCUGUUGUGUAGUGAUGGGGACGUGACCGUUUUGGAUUAAGGAUUCCACAGUGAUCUAUGGAAUUGGACGCCCGAGGUUCGAUUAUAAUCAAUAGUUGUAUUGGGGUGAAAGCAUCCUCGAGCCGUGGAUAACAGAGAACGAUGGCGAGACAACAAACAGCCGAUCGAAACAUCCCUCAUCUGCGGGAUAUCUUCGGGUUCGGCAGCAAAUGGGAGAACACGCGUAUCCAGGCCGAGGAGAAGGCGCCAGGCCACGACAGCGCUGUGUCCGUCGGCUCGACCUCUGGCGAGGAAGAGAGUCCUAAAAACAGCAAGAAAAAGAAGUCACGUCGUCGCGACAAUAGUAAAACUCUAACGGAAAGCGACGUGAAACAUUUGGAAAGACACCUAUCCAUGAAGAAGACCAUCCGUAAGAAGAUCAUGCGCGAUUUACAGCAGGCGUUCGUCGAGGACCCGAACGAGUUUCGAGUGGACGACAUACCCCCGGAACAGCUCAAGGCAGAAAUCAAUAUUCAGAGCCUGAGCUUCGGUACACCCUCGCAGAAACAGGGACACACGCGUGGCAACGCGGAGAACACUUUUCUGGACAUGUUACGCGCCGGAGGUGGUGGAUUGGAAAAGAAUGCAACAGACGGAGACAGGGAUUCCGGACAUGGUGGCUCGCCGACGAGGGAGACACCAAAUGCGCAAGACACCGACGAAGAAUCUAGCUACCCUUACGAUACGCCGGUUGCAACGCCGUCAAAGAAGAGCGGUAACUUCUGGAGACGUUUCACCAUGAAGAAUCGCAACAAACGGUAAACUACUCGGCCAAUAACUCUCGACGUACCGAAUACCCGUUUCCAUAUUCUCUAACUGUACCAACUUAGUUAUUCGAGCAGAGCUUGCAACUGUGAUAUACAUAAAACAAGAAACCAAGUUGUCCCGCGUGAAAAAAGCACACUUCCCGAUUUUUUUUUUUUACCGAUUCCAAGGAGUUUCCGGGCUCAUUUAAAAAAGAACAAGGACCAACGAUAAAAUACAAAACCAAAUUUUUGUAUAAAACAAGGGAAUGUUUAACGAUCGGAAGUGACAUUCAUGGAGUGCCUUUUUCAUCUCGCGUUAACAUAUCACGGCGAUAUUUUUAGAGUUCUUUUGAAGGAUGUUUUUUUUAGAAUUCUUUUGGAUUCUUACCUGGGGAAAUUUUCCGAUAAAAAUAUUUGUAAAUAAUACCGCGCGACAUCAUGGAAACUCCUUCGAGAUGUUGCGGUCUCACAAUGUUAAAUGGAACUUUUGGUGUGUACUUAAGUAAUAACUAAGGAACGCAGCGAAAUACUUAGACUGUAAGUGUAGUUAGUUUGAUUUUCCUCUUUUCUUUUGUAAUUUUAAUGAUAAGAACGAGAAAAACCAGGUGGAGUACGGUAGUCACGUGAAACAUUAAAUAUGCACAGCUAUUUCAUCAUACCUGUACAUUAUUAGUAUUAGCUAGUCAACCGAGCAGAUUUUACAGAAGAUACGAAAACUAAAUAAUAAUAAUGAAUUUGAUAAGAAAAACGAUAUUUUCGCGCGAUUCUUUGCAAUUUGAUAUUGCUCCUUUUCUGCAAAUUUGAUGCGUUAUCUACUAGCAGACGAAACACGAUUAUACAGUCAAACUUCGGUUCACGAACUUAAUUUAUUCCUAAAGAUUCUUCGUAAACCGGAAUUAUUUAAGGAUAAGAAAUUCAUGUAAAACGAAUUAAUCAGUUCUUCGGUCCUUAAUGAUUACUUAUUUAAACUUUGAUAACACUUUGUAUGCAAGUUCUUAACAUAAAAUCAAUGGAAACCAUUAAAUCUAUCACGAAAAAGAUAAACAAAUCAAAUAUACAGACAAAACUUAAUCUAGUUUUAUCGUACCUGUAUGGAGGAGAAGUGACAGCGGAAGUGGAAGAUGGUGAGGAAGUGAAAAGUUUGUUUUAUUAUCUGGAAGAGGAUUCCUAUGAUUUUUCUGUCUCUUGGCACCACUCGACUCUGUUUCAGACCCACUGGAUCGAAUCGGGAUAUUUUAACCUGAAUUAUUCUUCUCGAAUUAUUCAGGAUCCGAGGUUUAACUGUAUAUUUAAACAUAAAUUAUUUAAACAAUUCUCUUUGGCACUUUAACAUAAGAAAUCACAAAUGUAAACGAGAAUAAUAUUUUGUACCCUAAAGUGGUUUUCGAUUUUGCGAGUGCGACGUAUUUGAUAAAAAUGUAUCCAAAAAUCAUGGUGAUAUCAGGAUACUGCGUAUUAUAAAGGUUGAUAUUUAUUAUGCACGACAUCGGUGUGAAAUUCCAUUGUUCCUAUCGUUCGAAGGCGUCUCGUAGUUUCAGGAUAAACAGCAUCCAUGCUUUAAGAAAACUCAAUCACCGUAUUACUAUUAACAAUAAUCAUUUACCUGAUGUAUCAACUGCAAUG
This is a messenger RNA of Colletes gigas, 2511 nucleotides long. RefSeq lists its product as uncharacterized. The transcript is spliced from 3 exons. The record is from RefSeq and is a predicted model, not a curated record. The coding region runs from base 245 to 904 and encodes 219 amino acids. NCBI's taxonomy places the organism in Eukaryota, Metazoa, Arthropoda, Insecta, Hymenoptera, Colletidae.